Messenger RNA from Ylistrum balloti, 2079 nucleotides. Its product is annotated as myb-related protein B-like. Gene Ontology annotation, cellular component: nucleus. NCBI's taxonomy places the organism in Eukaryota, Metazoa, Mollusca, Bivalvia, Pectinida, Pectinidae. The transcript has 16 exons. The record is from RefSeq and is a predicted model, not a curated record. Gene Ontology annotation, molecular function: RNA polymerase II cis-regulatory region sequence-specific DNA binding; DNA-binding transcription factor activity, RNA polymerase II-specific. Gene Ontology annotation, biological process: regulation of DNA-templated transcription.
AUGACGUUUGUUUACAGCUACCGAGAUAAUACUUAUCAUAGGAUUCUCAACGAAAGAGCUGCAGCAUUUAGCAGACAGUCUUUCAGUAGUGACGAGGAUUCUGAUGACGGAGAGCAUAUUGACCAUGAUUACAAUGCUCAGGCCUUUGGAUACCGCUUCAUCAAUAAAGGACGUUGGACAAAAGAGGAGGAUGAAAAAUUAAAAAAGGUUUUAGAAUAUUGUGGUACCCAAGACUGGAAACUUGUUGCUAAGUAUUUUGUUGACCGCACUGAUAUACAGUGUCAGCACCGCUGGCACAAAGUUUUGAACCCUGCCCUUAUUAAAGGCCCGUGGACAAAGGAGGAAGACGACAAAGUUUUGGAGCUUGUUCAAAAGUUUGGUCCAAAAAGAUGGACACUUAUUUCUAAACUCUUGAAUGGUAGAACUGGAAAACAGUGUAGAGAAAGGUGGCACAAUCAUCUGAAUCCAGAUAUAAAGAAGUGUGCAUGGACAGAGGAGGAAGAUCGCCUUAUAUAUUCACUCCACAGACAGCUUGGAAACAGAUGGGCAGAAAUUGCUAAGUUUUUACCUGGAAGAACUGAUAAUGCAAUCAAAAAUCACUGGAAUUCAACAAUGAAGCGUAAAUAUGAAGAUGAAAAUUGCAUGGACCAGCAUGUUGGGAUAUAUACACAGGCCUGUACACCUAGUACCUCGACUAAUUACCAGUCAGUACAACCUGUUCAGCUGUUCCCAAACCUGGGUGUUUCCUCGGAAAAUAUCAUCAAGACACCAGACAAGUGAGUCAAGAGUGAUGAAGGAAAAUUGACUGAAUCUGGAUCUGGGUUUAGUGGUCUUUCGUCACUUGACCUCUUUAGUGGAACUGGUUCUGCAACAGGGGUUACUCCCAUCAAGUUUACCGCUUUAAAUAGCAAAGGCUACAGAUUUGAUGGGAAGGCUAUCCAACGCCUAAAGAGUCCUGGACAUCUAAUUCCUAUCACUUCUCCAGUCACCUCUAAGUUCUCUCAGCCAGCCAUCCUAAGGAAGGGCAAGAGGAAGAUGUGUGCACCAAAAAAAAGGGAAAAGGAAGAAAGUGCUAAGAUUUCACGGACAAACUGGAAAGUCAUGUCUAAGUGUGCUUCUUCAAAGGAGGAACCUGUUAUCAACGAUGACGUUAAAGAAAAUGUUCAUAUUUAUGCCCAGAAUACAACUCCUUGUCGAAAUCAUGUAUCUCCAUAUUCCUCUGAUGAUAAGGAAGAACAUUCGACUCCUAAAGGAACACCAAUAAAAAAUUUGCCAUUUUCUCCUUCACAAUUUUUGAAUAGUCCAGAAAUUCCCUUUGGUAAAGUGACUUCAACACCUGUGUGUAGUCAGCUUCACCUGACUACACCAACCAAUAAUAGUGUUCUGGAUACUCCAGAGAUCAAACGUGAUUCAAGCACUUCAAAAGAUUUCUACUGCACUCCAAAGAUCCGCAGGUCUAUUCUGAAUGCAACUCCACAAACUCCCACUCCAUUUAAGACAGCUUUGGCUGAAAUGGAAAAGAAAGCCAGAACCUUCAAGGAUAUUAGUCCAGGACAGUUGGACGACUUGAAUGAGAUGAUUAAGGAGGACACUGGCUAUGAUGGAGAUCUCUCCACAAUGGACUUCAAUUUAACUCCAAGAGAGAGCAAGCACAGCAAACAGGAAGAAAAAAACAAGAAAGCAAGACAGUCCUUGAAAUGGCCAGUGUCUGAGGGAUCAAUCUUCAACAAUGCUGAGUCACUACUUCUGUCGCCAGAAACUCCGAGCAAAUCCUUGAUUGGGGACACAAGUAUUGUGUUUUCUCCACCCUCCAUCAUAAAGGAGACACUGGCUGAGGAAAUUAUGGAAGAUGUGUUCGCCGUCCCAAAACCCUCUCGCCAAGAAAAAGCAAAAGAGAUGCACGUUGGGAGGAAGUCGAUAAAACGAAUAAAAUUCUCUGAUAGUGCUUCUGUGAAAUCUAUAGUAAAGCUUGAUUCUGCUUUUGAACGAGUGGCCUGCGGCAAGUCUGAUGAUCAGAUGACAAUGACAGACCUGGCUCGUCGCUUUCUUUCCCAGAAAGGCGGCAUACUUUUAGGUUAG